UGCAAAAAACAAUGUUCAUGCCAACUAGAACCAGCACUAGUUUAUGAAGAUCAUGAGCUUGCUCUCUCUCGCUCUCUCUCUCUCUUUGUAUGUGUGUGUGUGUGUGUGUGUAUUACAGGGGUGUUGUCUAUACACAGCCACCAACUGCCACAACAUCUGUGAUUCUCCUCCCCCUGUCCAAUGGCCAGCCCCUCUGCAUGCCUGGACCGGCUCUUCCUCCUGAUUUAGAUUAGCAGGGACAGGAUCACAGCUGAAGUAUGCUCAAGCACUAAAGCCCUUUGUCUCACUCAGCCACCCAGAUUGAGCGGUGGGACCCAGACAUGGACCCGCUAAUGGAGGUCCCCUUUAUGGAGGAUGAGGGACUCACCAUGAAGAGGACAGAACCUCUCCAAGACUCAGACGUGUACGCCAAGUUUUUCUUGAGUCACUGCUGCUAUGAUGCCAUUCCUACAAGUUCCAAACUGGUGAUCUUUGACACAACACUGCAGGUAAAGAAAGCAUUCUUUGCACUGGUUGCAAAUGGUGUGAGAGCAGCACCUUUAUGGGACAACAAGUUGCAGCGUUUUGUAGGGAUGCUCACCAUUACAGACUUUAUCAACAUUCUCCAUCGUUACUACAGAUCUCCUAUGGUACAAAUCUAUGAACUGGAGGAACACAAGAUUGAAACGUGGAGAGAGGUCUAUCUACAGUAUUCUCUCAACUCGCUGAUCAGCAUCACACCUGACUCCAGCCUCUUUGAAGCCAUCUAUUCUUUACUGAAGAACAAGAUUCACCGGCUGCCCGUCAUAGAUCCAGAAUCAGGGAACGUCCUCCACAUACUGACCCAUAAACGCAUCCUCAAGUUCCUACACAUCUUUGGCUCUAUGAUCCCAAAGCCACGAUUCUUACAAAAGCGAAUUGAGGAAGUGGAUAUUGGAACUUUCAAGAGCAUUGCGACUGUCAGGGAGACAGAAACAGUUUAUGAUGCUUUAUCGAUAUUUGUAGAACGACGGGUGUCAGCCCUGCCUGUAGUCAAUGAGAAAGGGAAAGUGGUGGCACUCUACUCCAGGUUUGAUGUCAUUAACUUGGCUGCACAGAAAAACUACAACAACCUGAACAUGACGAUGCAGGAGGCCAUUCAGGGCCGUUCGGGCUGUAUUGAGGGGGUUCUGAAGUGUUACCCUUAUGAAACACUCGAAACCAUCAUUGAUCGCAUCGCUGAGGCAGAGGUUCACCGUCUUGUGCUUGUGGACAAAGAGGAUGUGGUGAGGGGAAUCGUCUCGCUCUCUGAUUUGCUGCAGGCUCUAGUCUUGACUCCUGCAGGUGUGGAUGCACUUUUCUCCUAAUACCAGUGGAGGGCUCCCCUCUCCAUAACGUCUUAAUUUAAAUCCCUCCCCAUACCAGAAAUUAUUCGCAAACCACGAGACUUGAAGAUGUGAAGGUUUGAAGAUUAAAACUGUAAAUAUUUUUAAUCACACUUUGGAAUUUUAUGUACCACUUAAAACAUGUUUAAUCUUAUUUUGCAAUUUUACAUGUAUAUUAUAAUAAUUUAUCAAACAAUUAUCACAUAAUUAUUUAAUUGUGUUAUUCCUAAGUCAGAAUACACUACAGCCAUUUUGUUACGUAUUUAACAAUGCCAAUCCUUUUUUGCAAAACAUCUGUAAAUUUGUUAUAAAACCUAUUGAUUCCUGAUCCUCACAUUGUAAAUAAACUGAUAAUGCUGUCAUUUUCUUCAUAUAACUCGCUUUACUGUUUCAAAUAUUGUUUGGGCUCUUUUCUUACCACACAAAUGGCAGUUUUCUGCAGUUUUCUUGUUGUAGUGUAUGUUCCAGUUGAAACCAGGUCUACCGAGGAAAAGCUACUAUUCCCUAGCAAAAUUAGAAAUAUUGGACUAUUAUUAAUUUUCAGUUCUCUUUGAAUACAUUUAAAUUUAAAUCAUUAAUUUUUUUCCCUUGGUUUUUAUGUUUUUACUUGUUAAAUUUAUCUUCACUUC
This is a messenger RNA of Myxocyprinus asiaticus (Chinese sucker), 1972 nucleotides long. RefSeq names its product protein kinase, AMP-activated, gamma 3b non-catalytic subunit (gene prkag3b). Bases 321 to 1325 code for a protein of 334 amino acids. NCBI's taxonomy places the organism in Eukaryota, Metazoa, Chordata, Actinopteri, Cypriniformes, Catostomidae. The transcript is spliced from 13 exons. The record is from RefSeq and is a predicted model, not a curated record.